AUGUCCGACCUAAUUCAAGUCAGCACCGCGAAGGGAGAGAGGAAAGCAGUGGACAGGCUCAUCGUGAUUGACAGCCGCACCCUCGUUUCCUACGACAUCCCCAUCACAAACAAUGCCGUCAAAGCGACUGAUUUCAGAAAGAUCUCGGCUCACGGGCUAACUGGUAAUUCUCUUGAGCGGUAUGCGACUGGCCUGAGGAUUAUGGAACCGGGAUUCCAGAAUACUGCCGUCGCAGAGUCUUCAAUCACCCACAUAGACGGCGUCAAAGGAAUCAUCCACUACCGAGGUUACACACUUGACCAACUGAUCGAAAAUCACGACUUCGAAGAUGUAUCCUUUUUGCUUGUUUGGGGCCAUCUUCCGUCCAUACAAGAAAAACUUGACUAUCGCACCAAGUUGGCCGCCAGGCUAAAUCCGCCACAGUCGGUGGUCGAUACGAUAAAAUGUUUCCCACGCAUUACCCCAUACCACCUAAUGUUCGUGGCAGGCCUGACAGCCUGGGCCGCUACGGACCCAACCAUGAUCCCAAUCCAUAUGGGCGCAGAGCUCUAUUUAGGGAAGAUGGACGCCGUCGAUAAAGGCGUCCUCCAGACGAUGGCCGCCUCUAUCAGCGUGAUUGCCCUGAUCUACUGCCACUACCAAGGGAAACAAAUCCGCCCAUCUGAUGCUCAUGCAUCAUUAGCAGAGAACAUUCUCCUGAUGAUGGGGAUUGUCGACCAGACCACCAACCGGCCGGAUCCCAAGAUGGUACGCAUCUUGAACAGUCUGUGGACAGUGUAUGCCGACCAUGAGAUGACCAACUCCACCGCGGCGAGCCUUCAUGUCGGGUCUGGGCUAGCAGAUCCUAUGAGCUGUGUUAGUGCUGCUGUGUGCUCAGGCUCCGGCCCUCUGCACGGAGGAGCUAUCGAUCUUGCGUACAAGACGUUCGAGCGCAUAGGCAGUAAAGACAACGUGCCGCGCGCGAUUGAGGAUGUCAAGGCGGGUAAAUUCCGGCUCUCGGGCUAUGGUCAUCGUAUCUACAAGACCGUUGAUCCGCGCGUCAAGCACCUGAAGAAGGCGCUGAAUGAACUGUCAGGCAAUAUUGAUGCGAAUCAGCAUCUCUCCGUCGCGCUGGAAAUCGAUCGGAUUGCCGCCCAGGAUGACUACUUUACCUCGCGGAACCUGCACACCAACGCGGAUCUGGGAUUCAAGCCCGAGAUCAUCACGGCCCUCAUGACGGCGGGGCGGGUAAGCGGUAUUCUGGCCCAUUGGCGCGAACAGAUGGAGAAACCGGCCACACUAUGGCGUCCCCUGCAGAUUUUCACUAGAGACAGGUCGAAGUUGUGA
Aspergillus heteromorphus CBS 117.55 is the source of this 1326-nucleotide messenger RNA. Its product is annotated as citrate synthase. The record is from RefSeq and is a predicted model, not a curated record. The coding region runs from base 1 to 1326 and encodes 441 amino acids. The transcript is spliced from 5 exons. Gene Ontology annotation, cellular component: mitochondrial matrix. Gene Ontology annotation, biological process: carbohydrate metabolic process; tricarboxylic acid cycle. Lineage: Eukaryota; Fungi; Ascomycota; Eurotiomycetes; Eurotiales; Aspergillaceae.